CAAACAAUUGUUGUUGUUAAUAUCCAAAAAAUAUAAUAUAUACAUUUUUAUUAUAAAAAAAUCUAUCUAUUGUGUCUAUUGUAUACUUUUAUAACUAACUAACUACAUUAAAAUAAAAUCCAAUAAAAAUAAAAAAAAAUAAAAAUAUAACAACACUAAUCAUUGUAUUAUUUUUUUUUUUUUUUUAUAAUUUGUAGUAAUAAUAAUAAUAGUAUAUAAUCACUCAUCUUUUAUAUUUUAUUUAUUUUUUUUUUUCUUUGUACAAUAGUAAUAAAUAAUUAUCUUAAUAAUAAUUAUUAAAAUUUUUUUUUCUUCAUAAAAACUUUAUACAGAAAAAAAAAAGAUAUUUUACAUUUUUAAAAAAAUAGAUUAAUGAUAAAUAAAUAAUAUUUUUUUUUUACACACAUAUAUAUAUUUUAACGAAAUAUCAAAAAUAAAAAACAAACAUAUAAUAAUAAUAAUUUUAAAAUAAUAAAAUGGAAGAUAAAGAAGAUUUUGAACAUGAAGAUCACGUUGGAAUUUUUCCAAUUUUAAUGUUAUACAUUUCAUAUGCAUUUAUUAUUUUUAAUGGUAAACUUGCAGAAUUUGUCGGUAAAUUAAAAGGUGAAAGAUAUUUAAUUACCCCAGAUGGAUAUGCACCAUUAUUUGUUGAAUUUGAAUAUUUUUAUCAAAGACGUAUGUAUGGUAGAAUUAAAGAUGCAUGGGAUAGACCAAUUAAUAGUAUUGCUGGUGCAUGGAUCAAUGUUAUGCCAAGAUCAAGCAAACAUUAUUCACAACGUUUAGAGUUAACUGGUGAAAAACCAAUUAGAUGUUUAAAUUUAGGAUCAUACAAUUAUUUGGGUUUUGCUCAAUCAGAAGGUCCAGUUGCUGAUAAGGUCGUUGAAUCAAUUUAUCGUUAUGGUACAUACACUGGUAGCACAUCAUCAGAAGUAGGUCUUUCACAAGCACAAAGAGAGUUGGAACAAUUAACAGCACGUUUCAUUGGUAAAGAGGAUGCUAUGGUUUUUGAAAUGGGUUUUGCUACAAACUCUGGUACAUUACCAGCAUUAAUUGGUAAAGGUGGUUUAAUUAUUAGUGAUUCACUUAAUCAUGCUUCAUUAGCCACUGGUUGCAAGAACACUGGUUGUAAAGUUAAAGUUUUCAGACACAACGAUGCUAAACAUUUAGAAGAGGUAGUUCGUCAAUCAAUUAUCGAAGGUCAACCACGUACUCGUCGUCCAUGGACUAUGAUUCUCAUCAUUAUCGAAGGUAUUUAUUCAAUGGAAGGUGAAACUUCAAACUUACCAGAAAUCAUUGCAAUCAAAAAGAAAUAUAAAUGUUAUCUCUAUGUUGAUGAAGCUCAUUCAAUUGGUGCCCUUGGUAAAACUGGUCGUGGUGUUUUAGAUUACUAUGGUAUUCCAGCCUCCGAAGUCGAUAUUAUGAUGGGUACUUACACUAAAAGUUUUGGUAGUAUUGGUGGUUAUGUUGCCGCAGACAAAUCACUCAUCGAUCAUUUACGUCAAUCAUCUUUCUCUGCUGUUUAUGCCAACAGUAUGUCACCACCAUGUGCCGUUCAAGCCCUCGAAGCUCUUCGUUGUAUUAUGGGUGAAGAUGGCACUGAUAUUGGUGCUCAAAAAUUAAAACAAUUACACGACAAUUCAAAUUACUUUAGAGAACGUAUUCGUGAAAUGGGUUUCGUUAUCCUUGGUAAUAAAGAUUCUCCAGUCAUUCCACUCAUGUUAUUUAAUCCAGCUAAACUCUCUGCCUUCUCAAGAUUGGCCCUCGAGAGACAUAUUGCCGUCGUUGUCGUUGGUUAUCCAGCUACCCCAUUAACUGAACCACGUACCAGAUUUUGUAUUUCAGCUUCUCAUACCCGUGAAGAUUUAGAUUGGGCUUGUGAAAUCAUCAAUGAAAUUGGUGAUGAAAUUUCAUUAAAGUUUAAUAAAAAUAAAUAUACAAAUAAAUUAAUUAAAUAAAUAUUUAAUUAAUAUAUAUAUAUAAUUAUUUAUAAAAAUAAAAAUUAAAUUUCUUUAUUUUUUUAAAAAAAAAAAAAAAAAAA
Molecule: messenger RNA, 2038 nt
Organism: Dictyostelium purpureum
Lineage: Eukaryota; Evosea; Eumycetozoa; Dictyosteliales; Dictyosteliaceae
Product: serine C-palmitoyltransferase subunit
Exons: 2
Coding region: 477-1955 (492 amino acids)
Biological process (GO): sphingosine biosynthetic process; ceramide biosynthetic process
Cellular component (GO): serine palmitoyltransferase complex
Molecular function (GO): serine C-palmitoyltransferase activity; pyridoxal phosphate binding
Source: RefSeq, a predicted model, not a curated record